AAAGCAAUGGCCAUGUAUAUGUGGAUUCAGAAGUUGAAGCCGUUCAUUCUCGUGGUAUUCUUGCAACUUGGGCUGGCUGGGAUGGACAUCAUUUGCAAGGCUGCCUUGAACGAGGGCACGAGCAAUUAUGUGCUCGUCGUCUACCGACACGCUGUUGCCACAAUCGUCGUCACGCCUUUCGCCAUCAUCCUCAAUAGGACAACAAGGCCGAAGAUGACACUCCCCAUCUUCAUCAGAAUGAUGGUGCUUGGCUUAUUGGAGCCAGUCAUUGACCAGAAUUUAUACUAUUUAGGGAUGAAGCACACGACCGCGACAUUCGGAGCUGCCAUGGCCAACAUUCUUCCAGCCAUCACCUUCGUCAUGGCUUGCAUCAUGCGACUUGAGAAGGUGAAAAUGAGGAGCAUUCGGAGCCAAGCUAAGGUUUUUGGGACAUUUGCAACAGUCACUGGAGCCAUGAUCAUGACACUAGUCAAAGGCCCGGUUCUCCAACUAUUUCGGACACGAGGAGGAGGGACAACCAGCAACAACAUUCAAAAUGGGAGUGAUAGUAGUGGGAUCAGCCUCCAGAAUUCCAUCAAGGGUUCUCUCAUGAUCGCAAUUGGAAUGUUCUGUCAAGCUUGCUUCGUGAUUCUCCGAGCAACAACACUAAAAAAAUAUCCUACUGAGAUCUCUCUCACGGCUUGGAUAUGCUUCUUGGGGACUGUUGAGGGUGCCGUCGUGGCUCUAGUCAUGGAAAGAGCAAACACUACCGUUUGGUCCAUACAUUGGGAUGCCAAAUUACUUGCGGCUGUCUACAGUGGAAUAGUCUGCUCAGGAGUGGCCUACUACAUUCAAGGUGUGGUCAUGAAAGAUAGAGGACCAGUUUUCGUCACGGCCUUCAAUCCUCUAAGCAUGGUGAUUGUGGCUGUCUUAAGCACCUUCAUGUUGGCUGAGCAGCUUACCUUGGGAAGGAUUAUUGGUGCAAUCGUCAUUGUGGCUGGUUUGUACCUUGUUGUUUGGGGCAAAAGCAAGGACUACAAAUUGCCUUCACCAGUAGAUGAGCAAUCGGCACUGCCAACAGAGCUGGCUGACCCCGAGGGCAUAGACGAGCCAAUGGCAUUGCCAACAGAGUUGGCUGACCGUGGGGGCAACAGAAUGGACAACUUCAGUCAUGAGAUGAUAAUCGCUGAUGAAUAG
This is a messenger RNA of Syzygium oleosum, 1176 nucleotides long. Its product is annotated as WAT1-related protein At2g37460-like. Gene Ontology annotation, cellular component: plasma membrane. The record is from RefSeq and is a predicted model, not a curated record. Lineage: Eukaryota; Viridiplantae; Streptophyta; Magnoliopsida; Myrtales; Myrtaceae. The transcript is spliced from 7 exons. Gene Ontology annotation, molecular function: transmembrane transporter activity. Bases 7 to 1176 code for a protein of 389 amino acids.